This is a messenger RNA of Caenorhabditis remanei, 1227 nucleotides long. RefSeq lists its product as uncharacterized. Lineage: Eukaryota; Metazoa; Nematoda; Chromadorea; Rhabditida; Rhabditidae. The record is from RefSeq and is a predicted model, not a curated record. Gene Ontology annotation, molecular function: protein binding. The coding region runs from base 1 to 1227 and encodes 408 amino acids. Gene Ontology annotation, cellular component: preribosome, large subunit precursor. The transcript is spliced from 6 exons.
AUGACGACUGAAAAUGUGAAGGCGGAGCUUGCGUGUCUUCCAUCUGAAAUUCUCUGUCACCUCUUCACAUUUCUUCCCACUCGUCAAUUAAUCACUGAAAUCCCACUAAUUUGUCAACGAUUUCACACGAUUCUCAAGGAUGACAAGUUCUGGAAUGGGCGGAUUCGUACGGAAUACAAGGUCCGCCUCCCGGACUGUGAAACGAAACACUCGGAAUACGAGCCAAAAAAAUCGUUCGUCGCAAUUUCCACCCAACGAGAAAGAUGGCGUGACGAGUGGGCGGAGUCACAGACAAUUCACACGGCACUCGGUCACUCGGCUACAGUAGACAGUGUCCUUCUAUUCGAAUCGCAACACCGUCAAUUCUGUCUCUCCGGCGCCCGCGAUCGCUCAAUCCGUCUGUGGGAUCUCGAGCGAGUACGGUCAGGCGAUGGGGAUACUGUAGACGCGCCGUGGACGGUGGCGAAGGAUGAGACCGCGCAUCUCGGAUGGAUUUGGAAUAUGGCGAGAGAUUCAGAAUCCGGCGAGGUCUACACGACGUCGUGGGAUUCCACCGUCAAAAAUUGGGCGAUCCGUGAGGGCGGAGCCAUUCAAAACUUGAAUUCUGUCAAUGUCGGCUCGGCGGCUCAAUGUAUCUCGGUGGGCGGAGCUAGGCAUGAAAUAGUGUGCACCACUUUUGCAAAACGGACCGCGGUUAUUGAUGGGCGGAGCUUCGGGGUCGUGGCGGAACACCGACUGCACAAACGGGCGGUCAUUGCGUUGGCUGUGCAGGGGGAGAGGAUUUUUACGAGUAGCGAGGAUCGAAUGAUGAUGAUGGUUGAUAGGAGAAUGAUGACGAAACCCGUGCUUUUUGAAUACUCUCCAACCACCUACAAAUCGUGUCUCUCACUUCAACGAAAUCAAUUAUUGACGUCGACUUCCGAUGGAAAAGUCAAACUGUACGACGCGACGAAUUUCAACGUGUUGCAGACGUAUACGGUCGGUUCCUACACACGCCAGACACUUUUGGAUCACGGCGCCCAUUUGGCGAUGGCGAGAAGUGUCAAGGGAUAUUAUAAAUUUAGUAUCCACAGUCCGGGAAUCCGUAGUGAGGUGUGGUGUGCGUCGACGCAAUUGGCCGCCGAACCGGCGAAAUUUGAUUAUUUAUCCACCUCCAAAACGUUGGCAAUCGGAAACGGUGACAGCUCGAUUCUCUUCUGCUUCCCACGACCACCGCCACAGGAAUAG